AUAAGUGUUUGUUCUUCCUCUCAGAAAAAAGUAUUUGUUCUUAGAUACCACCAAUAUACUAGUAGUAUAUUUUUUUAUCGAGAGCAUAGCAAUAUAUUCUAUUAUUAGUCAACGAAUAUUUAAUCAAAUUCUACAAUUAACCCAUAAAAUACUCUAGAAACUCGAUAGAACAAUAGUAUUAUUUUGAUUUUUGAUGAGUCUCUAUGUAACAGUAUUGAUAGGCAUGUUUAAAGGGCCAAGCAGAGACCAUAGAUUUUUCCGCGUUGACUUUGGCUAAACACAAUCAUGUUCAAGUCUCAAUAUCUUUCCUUCCAAUACCUAAUCAUCAUCCUCCUCCUCUCAAUACUGUUCAUUCACUUCUCUCAAGCUGACGUUGGCACUGCUUCCCAUUACAGCCCUCCCUUUUUACCGACGGCGUGUUUUGGGGGAGAUGCGUCACAAUUUCCAUCGAGCAACAUGUUUGGUUCAGCUGGAGAAGGCAUAUGGGACAAUGGUGCAGCGUGUGGGAGGUUGUAUGAGGUGAGAUGUAUAAGUGCAGCUGUUCCUAGGACUUGUAUUCCUGGUCAAACCAUUCAGAUUAAGAUUGUUGAUAGAGCACAAUCUUCUGUUUCUAGGCCUUCAUCGGAUGAUACUUCCAUGGUUCUUUCCACCACUGCCUUUCAGAUCAUUGCAAAUGUUUCUUCAUCUUUGAUUAACAUUGAAUUCCAACAGGUUUGAAAAUUUGAAAUAGGCAAUGAACUUAGAUGGCGGCAUUAAGAAUUGGAGCGUGACAAGUUUUUUGCUCUGAAACUUAUUUAAAUGGUGAUAACUCGCUGCAGAGGAACUUAGAUGAGUAGUAUUUGUAUGUCAUAUUCUAUAACUUAAUAGUACUAUGUUCGUAUAAGUUCUAUCAAUUCAAAAUUGUCCAUCAGCUAAUGCUAUUAUUACUGCAUGUAUGUUUCGAUUCUUGUUUGAAAACAUCAAGUUAGGUUGACUCCACAGUUCAAUUA
Medicago truncatula (barrel medic) is the source of this 989-nucleotide messenger RNA. Its product is annotated as EG45-like domain containing protein 2. Lineage: Eukaryota; Viridiplantae; Streptophyta; Magnoliopsida; Fabales; Fabaceae. Bases 286 to 717 code for a protein of 143 amino acids. The transcript is spliced from 4 exons. The record is from RefSeq and is a predicted model, not a curated record.